Molecule: messenger RNA, 1791 nt
Organism: Entamoeba dispar SAW760
Lineage: Eukaryota; Evosea; Mastigamoebida; Endamoebidae
Exons: 1
Coding region: 1-1791 (596 amino acids)
Source: RefSeq, a predicted model, not a curated record
AUGACAACACAAGAAAUACUAAAUUAUAGAAAAGAAGAGAGAAGAAUAAUAGAAGGUAGUUUAUAUAAGGAUGAAAAGAGUACAAGAAAAAAAAAAGAUAAAAACAAAGAAAAAAGAAAAGAAAAAGAACCGUAUAUAAGAAGAACAACAAAAAAAGAUAAUAAAGAAGAUAUAAAAAGAGAAAAACGAAUAAAACAAAAAUACCAAGAACAAAAAGAAAGAAUUAAAAAAACACAAAUAGAAAUUAACGCUAAAAUUAUUGGAGAAGGAGAAAUAAAAAAGAUAGAAAAAAGUCAAAAAAAGAAUUACAUUGAAAGUUCAUUACCACAAUAUAAUCUUGGAGAAUACUUUGGAAUAGAACAAGAAAAAUUAUAUCCAAUUCAGAAAAAAACUAGACACAAUUUAGCACAUUUAGAUGAAAAAAGAGAUAAUAAUUUACAAGAACCUACUAUUAUUCAAAAAUCAACACAACACGUUCGUUAUGUUUAUUAUAAAAUGAUUGAAGAAGGAGAAAAAGAAGGAGUUACAUCAGAAAUAGCAAUUAUAUCAUUAUUUUAUAAUUAUGGAAUUAAAUUAGUAAAAAAUAUAGGAAGAAGAGCAAAUAAAUAUUUAAAUUUAAUGAAAACAGAUAAAGAAUUUUUAACAAAUAUUGUUAAACAAUACUAUAAUGAAAAACCAAAUAGAGAUAUUAAAUUAUUAAUUAGAAAAUAUAAUUUCUUUAAUUAUAAUAUUAAAUUGAAAGAACAAAUUAUUUCUACUUUAGAAAAAACUAUUAAUGAGAUAGAAAAAUCUACGAAUUUAUUCAAUAAUAAUUAUAGUAUUACUGAUAAUAAUAUUAAUACAAAUUCUAUUCAAAAUUAUGACAUAGGUAUUCUUAAAUUACUUAUUCAAAAAAAUAUUAAUGAUUGGGAUAAUCUUCAAAAUGAACGUUCUUUAUUUUUAUUUAAUAAUCCAAUAACUAACGUUUUUACUUCUUAUUCAAAUUUCAAUUUAUUUGUUAUUUUUAGUAAUCCUAUUUCUAUUGACCAAAUACCUUCUUUUCCUUUUACUAUUAUUCGUGAUAGACUUAAUACUUCUUCUUCAAAUCUUAUUGAUACACUCUCUUGUUUUUCUAUUUCUUCAAACAUUAAUCUUGACGAUGAUAUUUUACAUUAUGCUUUUAAUGAUAUCAUUCCUGCUCGCAUUGUUAAUGAGUGGUCAAGUGAUAUUCCCAAACUUACCUCUAAUCUUAGUCCUUAUCUUUAUAAUUUAGAUCCUACUCUUCUUCUUCAUUUGUCUCAAAUCUUACUUAUUACUUUUACUUCUCUUUCAGACUUAAAUCUCUUUCGUUCUCUCUCAAAUCUUCCUUGUAUUUCUUUCUCUUAUCAAACUAAAAUCUCUUAUCCUUCAUUAAUCUUUCCUAGUUAUUCUUCUGCUGCUCUCUCUUAUUUAAAACGUCCUACUUCUUCAAAACCAUUUUCUUCUUCUCUUUUUUAUUCUACUUAUAUUGCUGCAAAUAAUAUUAACUCAUCUUUAUUCUCUCAUCUUAAAAAAUCCAUUUUUGAUAAUCUUGAUAGAAGAUAUGGAUAUAUUAACGUUGAUAAUAUCUCUCAAAACUCAGCCUAUAUUUCUAAAACUCAGAUCUUUAAUCUUCUUUGCAAGUCUUACUCUUAUGACUCUUUAAUCGAAGAAAUCUCUAAUAACACUAUUUCUAUAAUUCUUGAUGAAAUUAGAAAACCUCUUUUUGAUAUUAGAAUUAAUUAUUUAAAAUCUUCAGCUUCUUCAAAAAUUACUAAGUCUACUUUUCUUUAA